Molecule: messenger RNA, 3276 nt
Organism: Mus pahari (shrew mouse)
Lineage: Eukaryota; Metazoa; Chordata; Mammalia; Rodentia; Muridae
Product: zinc finger protein 14
Exons: 6
Coding region: 161-2776 (871 amino acids)
Biological process (GO): regulation of transcription by RNA polymerase II
Cellular component (GO): nucleus
Molecular function (GO): DNA-binding transcription factor activity, RNA polymerase II-specific; RNA polymerase II transcription regulatory region sequence-specific DNA binding
Source: RefSeq, a predicted model, not a curated record
CCUCAGCGGCGUGGGGCGGGGCAACUGAGCCGAGCCUGGGUCCCAGUUCCGUGAGCGUAGUGAAGGUGCUGCAGGGAGCUGGGCCCUGGCCUCGGUGGACGCUGCUGCUUCCGAGAGAUAGACUCCAAGGAAGACUGAGCAGUUGCUGAGUCCCUAAGCCAUGGCCCGGGUGUCAGUGAUGUUCAGUGAUGUGUCCAUAGCCUUCUCGCAGGAGGAGUGGGAGUCCCUGGACUUAGAACAGAGGAAUUUGUACAAGGAUGUGAUGAUGGAGAACUACCACAAUGUGGCCUCACUAGGAUGCUUCAUUUCUAAGCCAGAUGUGAUUUCCUUACUGGAGCAAGGGAAAGAGCCCUGGAAGGUUGUGAGGCAAGGAAGACGAUGUCCAGAUUCAGAAACUAAGGAUGAGACCAAGCAGGUGUUCUCAGAAAAUGGUGUUUAUGAAAUGAAUUUAUCCCAGUGGAAGAUAAUGGAAAGAAUUGGGAACAGUGGCCUAAAAAGCCUCCUUUUAAAAAAUGAAUGGGAGUCGAGAAGAAAACAGGAAAGACAAGAGGGCUCUCAGGAGGGAUAUCUCAGUCAAGUGAAGCGCACACCUGAAAGAGUGUCCUCUUAUGAGAAGCGCGUAUCAACUACACGUCAGAGGAUCCAUUUUGUGGAGAAACCCUAUGAGUGUGAUGAAUGUGGGAAGGCCUUUAGAGUCCGCCAGCAGCUCACUUUCCACCACAGAAUUCACACAGGCGAGAAGCCCUAUGAGUGUAAGGAGUGUGGAAUGGCCUUCAGGCAGACCGCACACCUUACCAGGCACCAGAGACUUCACUCUGGUGAAAAACUGUACGAAUGUAAGGAGUGUGGGCAAGCUUUCAUAUAUGGCCCAGAGCUCAGAGCACAUCAGAAGCUUCACACCGGCGAGAAGCCCUACGCAUGUGAAGACUGUGGGAAAGCCUUCAGGGUGCGGGGACAACUUACUCUCCAUCAGAGGAUCCAUACUGGGGAGAAGCCCUAUGUGUGUCAGGAGUGUGGGAAGGCCUUCAGGCAGUAUGCACACCUCACUCGCCAUCAGAAGCUUAAUGUUGCCGACAGACUGUACGAGUGUAAAGAGUGCGGGAAAGACUUUUUGUGUGGCUCUGGUCUUAGAGUACAUCUCAAACUUCACACUGGUGAGAAACCCUAUGAGUGCAAGGACUGUGGGAAGGCGUUUCGAGUUCGACAGCAGUUAACACUCCAUCAGAGGAUUCAUACUGGGGAGAAGCCCUAUGAGUGCACUGAAUGUGGGAAGACCUUUAGUCGGGGAUACCAUCUUAUUCUCCAUCACAGAAUCCAUACUGGAGAAAAGCCUUAUGAAUGCAAGGAGUGCUGGAAGGCGUUCAGUCGCUACUCACAGCUUAUUUCGCAUCAGAGUAUCCAUAUUGGGGUUAAACCCUAUGACUGUAAGGAAUGUGGGAAGGCCUUCAGACUCCUCUCUCAGCUCUCACAGCAUCAGAGCAUUCAUGCUGGGGAGAAGCCCUACACUUGUAAGGAAUGCGGGAAGUCUUUCAGAUUGCGUCAGAAACUUACUCUACACCAGAGCAUUCAUACUGGUGAAAAGCCCUUCGAGUGCAAAGAAUGUAGGAAGGCCUUUCGACUUAAUUCUUCUCUUAUCCAACAUCUGAGAAUCCAUUCUGGUGAGAAACCCUAUGAGUGUAAGGAGUGUAAGAAGGCCUUUAGACAACACUCUCACCUCACCCAUCAUCUGAAGGUUCAUACUGUCCAAGUGAUCCACACUGGUGAGAAACCUUACAAAUGCAAGGAGUGUGGGCAACCCUUCAGACAGCGGGCACACCUUAUCCGACAUCACAAACUUCACACCGGUGAGAAGCCCUAUGAGUGUAAGGACUGUGGGAAGGCGUUUACAGUGCUCCAGGAACUCACACAGCACCACCGCCUUCACACUGGUGAGAAACCAUACGAAUGCAAGGAGUGUGGAAAGGCCUUCCGGGUCCAUCAGCAGCUGGCUCGGCAUCAGAGGGUUCACACUGGGGAGAAGCCCUAUGAGUGCAAGGACUGUGGGAAGACCUUCAGACAGUGCACACACCUUACCCGACACCAGAGACUUCACACGUCUGAGAAACUGUAUGAAUGUAAGGAGUGUGGGAAAGCCUUCGUGUGUAGCCCAGACCUUCGAGUACAUCAGAAAAUCCACUUCGGAGAGAAGCCCUAUGCAUGUAAGGACUGUGGCAAGUCCUUCAGAAUAUGCCAACAGCUGACCAUCCAUCAGAGUAUUCACACUGGGGAGAAACCCUAUGAAUGUAAGGAAUGUGGGAAGACCUUCAGGUUGAGGCAGCAGCUUGUUCGCCAUCAGAGAAUCCAUACCCACGAGAGACCCUAUGAGUGUCUGGAAUGCUGGAAGACCUUCAGUAGUUACUCACAGCUGAUUUCACAUCAGAGCAUUCAUGUUGGGGAGAGACCUUACGAGUGUGAAGAGUGUGGAAAGGCCUUCCGGCUGCUCUCGCAGCUCACUCAGCACCAGAGCAUCCACACGGGCGAGAAGCCUUAUGAAUGCCAGGAGUGUAGGAAACCCUUCCGGCUGCUCUCGCAGCUCACUCAGCACCGGAGCAUCCACACCGGCGAGAAGCCUUAUGAAUGCAAAGACUGUGGCAAGGCUUUUAGACUUUAUUCAUUUCUUUCUCAGCACCAGAGGAUCCACACUGGUGAGAAACCCUACAAAUGUAAGGAGUGUAAGAAGGCCUUCAGGCAGCACUCACACCUGACCCAGCACCAGAAGAUCCACAGUGGGACCUGACAAGCUCUAUACAAGUCGUAACAUGUCAGGAGGUCCGUUUUUAAGACUAAUUUAUUUUGUGCUUAUAAGUAAACAUAAAUAAGUCUGCGUUGCUUUAAAAGCCCACCAUCCUCACUUAAACAUUACAUUUCUUCAGCAGAUUCUCAUGAAAGAAAAUUUGAUGAAUGUAGGGAAAUGUUUAGCCUCACCUGUUACCAUACCAUCUACAUACAUCUCACUACUCUCUUCCAGUGUGACACUGGACAGGACCCUAAGCAUUAAUGCCUUGUUUUGCUCACUGUCAAAAAGGUGACAAUAGUACUUACACAUACUACUUAUUGUUAUGUAACAAAUUAAUAGAAAAACAGUAGAUUAAAUAAUAUACUUGUAUUAUCUAAAAUUUUCUAUAGAUCAAGAGUCCAGGGAUGCCUUAGAGGUUUCGGCUAAGGCUGGCUCCCAUCUGAAAGCUUAGCUAGAGAAGGAUCCACAUUGGCAGGAACAGGUUAGACACCUGAAUUCAU